This is a messenger RNA of Cylicocyclus nassatus, 728 nucleotides long. NCBI's taxonomy places the organism in Eukaryota, Metazoa, Nematoda, Chromadorea, Rhabditida, Strongylidae. The record is from the annotation of a GenBank genome assembly.
CAGAAGUUACACAAUGGCAAGCGUCGGCUGUGUUGCUCUUCUGGUGUUCACCAUAAUAGCAAAUGCAGCACAAACUUCUCAGACAGAAGUUUGUACACCCAAAAAAGGAAUGACUGACAUUAUUCGCAACAUUACGCUUGAACUACAUAACAGCUAUAGGUCAGAUCUUGCACUUGGCAAAGUAAAAAAGCAUGAUGGUUCAAUUCUGCCGCAAGCUGGAGCAAUGAUGCAAAUGCAUUACUUGUGCGAACUUGAGGAUAUCGCCUACAAUGAAGUAAGUAAUUGUCCAACAAGUGAGAUUCCCCGCGAGGUUGUUGGGCCUUUGGAGGAAGAAAACUUUGCUAUGAUACAGAAGACAAACGCCAGUAACGCCAAAAAUGCUAUAAAAAAGGCUAUACGUAAAUGGUGGAGUGCAGUACAAACGGAUCCAACUCCUUAUGACAGACAGUUCCACGUCAUGGAUAGGCACACAAACUCCCCGCUCAUGUCUUUUAUAAGGAUGGCCUGGCAUGAAACAUGGGGUAUAGGUUGCGGUGUGAAGAAAUGUGGCGAUCACUACACUAUUAUAUGCCGUUACAGAUGGGGUAUUACCCUCAAUACUCCUCUCUACUGGCAAGGGGCACCAUGCAGUGAAUGCUGGGAUCCAGACACAUGCAAUCCCAGUAUAGGACUUUGCAUUGAAUAGACUUGCAUUUGCAUAAUUUAUGUGAAUAAAUUUUUUUGAAAUA